Trichosurus vulpecula (common brushtail) is the source of this 580-nucleotide messenger RNA. It is a transcript of the gene MICOS10, whose product is annotated as mitochondrial contact site and cristae organizing system subunit 10. The transcript has 4 exons. Lineage: Eukaryota; Metazoa; Chordata; Mammalia; Diprotodontia; Phalangeridae. The record is from RefSeq and is a predicted model, not a curated record. Gene Ontology annotation, cellular component: mitochondrion; MICOS complex; mitochondrial inner membrane. Bases 117 to 347 code for a protein of 76 amino acids.
AGGUGGCCGACCUCUCGCGAGACUUUGCUUGUGUCAGGGCGCCCGGGCCGGCUGUGAGGGAGCUGAGGCUCGACUUGAAACUGAAGCUGGAGGGGCCGCAGCUGCUGCGAAGGAACAUGUCCGACACAGACCUCGGCAGGAAGUGGGACCGGUGUUUGGCCGACACAGUCGUGAAGCUGGGUACAGGAUUUGGAUUGGGAAUUGUUUUCUCACUUACGUUCUUCAAAAGAAGGAUGUGGCCAUUAGCCUUUGGUUCUGGCAUGGGAUUGGGAAUGGCUUACUCCAACUGUCAGCAUGAUUUCCAGGCCCCAUAUCUUCUGCAUGGAAAAUAUGUCAAAGAGCAGUGACUUAUGACUGAGAACAUCCCAGUGGGAGGAAGAGAAAUCAUGUUUAUUCCUCAGGAAUAUUGAAGUGCCCUGGAGUAAGCUGAAAUUCUUCUAUAACAAUGUUAUCAGUAAAUGCUUUAUACUCCAGCACACUGUUUAUGUAUUUGAAACCAAGUCUGUUUCUUGUUUUGUAUUUUCUCUCUGGAAAUUGCAAGAAGAAGGUCUUAGGAGAAAUAAAUUAAAUAAAAAUAGGA